Messenger RNA from Ilex paraguariensis (yerba mate), 261 nucleotides. The record is from the annotation of a GenBank genome assembly. Lineage: Eukaryota; Viridiplantae; Streptophyta; Magnoliopsida; Aquifoliales; Aquifoliaceae.
AUGAUGGUGUUGCAGUUUGGGUUUGUUCCACUGGAGACGUAUGCUGAAGGGCUGAUGGUUGGUGUUGAUGGUUUAGUCAGGAGGUGCAACACCAUUUUGGGUAUUUACAUUAUAGUGGGUUGGUCUGCUAUGAGAAGUUUUGGUAAAGAUUGUAUUACAGCAUCUCUAUUUCGUGAAUAUCUAGUAAUCGUCGUGUUUCGGGAUCCUCUACUGUUCCAUGUUGUUCUCGAAAGCGUGUCAAUCUCUAUGUUGUGCGGAUAA